UCUUCCCAGUCUUUUGGUACUUGUUCCUCAUCCCAAAUCUUAUUGAAGAGAAUGUGGAGUAUCCUUGAGGUUGCCGCUACGUCUGCUUUUAGUGCCUCUGCUGGGAUGUUGUCCGGUCUUGCUGCUUUGCCACUCUUGAUUUGUCUGAUGGCCAUGCUGAUUUCUUCAAUUGUUGGUGGGCCAACAUUGAUUGGGAGGUCCGUGGGUGCUGCUUCGAUGUUGGGUGGGUUCAGUGGAGCUGGUCGAUUCAAGAGUUCUUUGAAGUGUUCUACCCACCUGUUUUGUUGCUCUUCAAUGUUGGUGAUUACCUUGCCUUCCUUGCUUUUCACUGGUCGUUCUGAUUUACGGUGAUUUCCAGACAGUUUCUUUGUUGUGU
Schistosoma guineensis is the source of this 376-nucleotide messenger RNA. The record is from the annotation of a GenBank genome assembly. Lineage: Eukaryota; Metazoa; Platyhelminthes; Trematoda; Strigeidida; Schistosomatidae.